ACUGAAUAGGUUAUAUAACUUAUAUGGUGAAGGGGUGGGGGCAAGUGGUAACCAAGGGCAACAACCCCUGAACCUCGAGCUGAAAAGGACGUAAAUUAUUAAUGUGCGGGAUGGAGGUGAGCAUGAAGUGUAGCCCUGAAUUUGGCCCAGACCGGACUUCGGAGUGCCAGAGUGUGUGCGUUUAGUGCUUUGGUGUGUUUGUAUUCAAUUGACAGCACUUGGGAGUGUCAACGAGUGAAAGCUGCGCGGGCAUCGUGUGUUGUGUGAAUGGCGGAUGACUAGGCUAGGCUCCGUACAAAAAUCGGUCACCUGUUCGCACGGCAGACUUUACCCAGUGAGGAAGUGUGUACGGAAAUUCAGUAACAGGCAGCUGGCAAGCGAAUCUAACAGCGGAACGGGGGCGCCUCGAGCUGUCAAGUGCGAGCCGAUCGCUGAAGCGCGCCAGGGUUAUAGGCUAGAUUCCCACUGAUACUGCUGCUGCCAUGGAGAGGAGGGAGUAUCCAGUCGGCGAAGUCCUCAUCAUUCCAAUGACGUCGACUUCACCUUCACCCCAGGACUCAGCUCGACCCCAAGCCCUUCCCCUCCAGCCCUCUUCCCCUCCUGUCUCCUCCCCUCCACCCCCCCAUUCUCUGUCUAAUCCCCAGCUCCAGGCUGAGUUUCUGAGGAGAGCUCCCAGAGCUGCCUCCCCUGACAAGGACUCGGCUAGAUCCCAAAUCCUUCCCCUCCAGCCCUCUCCCCCCACCUCUGUGGCCCCCCGCUCCUCCCUUCCUCCCCCUCUUUCCUCCCCUCCUCCACCCCUCUGUCUGUCCAGUCCCCAGCUCCAGGCGGAGUUUCUGAGGAGAGCUAGCCGUGGUCUCAGAACUGUCUCCUGCGACACCGACGAUGUCCUCACCUCCCCCAGCUCCCCCCUGGUUUCACCCUUUACCUCCACCACCACCUCCCCCCUUACCUCCCCACCUCAAGCUCUCUCCCCCACCUCCCCCUUUAGCUCUCCACCACAGCCCCUCUCCCCCUCCACGCCCACUACAGAGGGUCGCGCUACUCGCCUGUCUCUUUCCAGUCCUGAGCUGCUGACAGAGCUGCGUCGGUCUCAGUCCCGUCCUAUGAAGCACGUCUCCAUCUCUAAAGGACUCACCACUGUCUUCUGUGGACGGGGCAGGGGCGUAACGGUAAGACUUCUAGCUCUGCCCCUGCCUCAGGAGCAACCAACCAGACACUCCGCUCAGACUCCACGGCCAAUGAAAGAAGACAGGCGGGUCCCAGGCUGUCCAAUGGGACAUAGCGUUAGACUAAGUUAAAGUGCCUCUGAGGAAACCAGCUGCUGUAUAGUGUCAAUGUUAUUGAUAUUAAUGAAAACCAGUAGUACUGUGGCCUGAAUAUGAUACAUGAUCAAACACUAUCUAUACUGCCAUGUGCCAACAAUAAACACAAUGCAAACUAACCGACAGACGAACACACUGUAGCUCUUCAUGUAAGACAUGGAGAGCAAUGUGUUGAGCUGAGGCAUGCCUCUCUCUUGAAAAAUAAAUGAUAAAAUGUAUCAUAA
Molecule: messenger RNA, 1546 nt
Organism: Salvelinus fontinalis (brook trout)
Lineage: Eukaryota; Metazoa; Chordata; Actinopteri; Salmoniformes; Salmonidae
Exons: 5
Coding region: 483-1298 (271 amino acids)
Source: RefSeq, a predicted model, not a curated record